AAACUCGAUGCGCUGAAGAGGCUGAUCGCGCUCAUGGCGACGGGACGAGACGUGAGCGUGUUUUUUCCCUCCGUCGUGGUGAACAUCGUGAGCGAAUCGUUCGAGGUGAAGGUGUUGGUGUACAUGUUCUUGGUGCGAACGGCGGAUCAGAAGCCCGAGGAGGCGCUUUUAUCGAUCAAUUCGUUUCAGAAGGAUCUGGCGCACCCGAACCCGAGAGUGCGGGCGUUAGCGCUUCGAGUGAUGUCAAGCAUUCGCAUCCAGGUCAUCGUGCCGGUGGUUAUAUUGGCGGCGCGAAAGUGCGCGGUUGAUCCGAGUCCGUACGUGCGCAAAUCGGCGGCGCAUGCGAUCCCAAAAAUUUACAGAAUGGAUAACACGCGAAAGGAAGAGCUCAUCGAAAUCAUCGAAACGAUGUUGCGCGACAGUACGCCCUUUGUGUUGUCGUCCGCGGUGGCGGCGUUCACCGAGGUGUGCCCGGACAGGAUCGAUUUGUUGCAUCGACACUACCGCAAGAUUUGCCGCAUGUUGGUAGACAUGGACGAGUGGGGACAGAUUUUGUUGAGCGAGCUCCUGCUCAGGUACGCGCGAUCGCAGUUUUUGGCCCCCGACGCGCACACGCGCGAGCUCGGCGGCUCUCGCGGUCCAGGUUGGAUGGACGAAGACCAUCGUCUUUUGUUGCGUUGCACGCGUCCGUUACUGCAGUCUCAAAACGCUGGCGUCGUUAUGGCUGUUGCGGCGCUGCACUUUUACCUGAGCCCAGCUGCGGACUUGCCCAAGGUUGUUCGAGCGUUGGUUUUCACAGCGCACGGCAGGCCCGAGGUGCGACAUGUCGUCAUCAAGAACAUUUGUACCAUGGUCACCACGCAGCCGAUAUUGUUCCAGUCGCACUUCAAUGCGUUCUUCGUCACUCCACGAGAUCCGUUGCAAGUCCGCGCUCUGAAACUCGAAAUCUUGACGCACAUCGUCACGAGCGAAAACGCGCCCACGCUGUUGAGAGAGCUUCAAGCUUACUUGCGCUCAUCAAACCACGAUUUUGUGGCGCUGACGAUUCGAGCCAUCGGAAGGUGCGCGGCCAUAAUGCCGCAAAUCGCAUCAGUGUGCAUCCGCUCUUUGCUCGAACUUUCGCUUCAUCCUUCGCCAAAGGUUGCGUCUGAAGCAGUCGUCGUCAUUCGCGCCUUGGUGCAACAAAAUCCGAAGGAGCACAUCGUCGUGGUGAUGCGCUUGAUGCGUCGAUUGGACUCAUUGAUCGCCCCCGAAGCGCGCUCAGCGGUGAUUUGGCUCGCGGGUGGUGAGAUCUUUGAUGGCGACGCGGAGAACAUCAAGGCGUCUGAUAAGGAACUCCGUGAAAAGUUCUUUGAACUCGCAGUGCAAAUGAUGCGUCGCGUCGUCAAGAGCUUCCCAGAUGAACACGAGAUGACGAAGCAGCAAAUCGUGAACACAUCGUGCAAGAUGUACAUCCAAGAUCCCAUCCGCAUCGCGCCAAUGCUCAAAGUCGUAUUUGCGCUCGCUGCUGCGGAUCCUUCGGUGGACAUGCGCGAUCGAAUUCGCGUCUUCCGCGCCCUCUUCCCCGUGGACGGGAAGCCGAGCGCGGUCAAGCACUUCGGAGACGCCGUCGUGCUGUGCGCCAAACCUGAGCCCAAACUCCCGUCACCCGCGAUGCAAACGUGCGAGCACGCGCUCGGUUCUCUGUCGCAUUUCAUGGAUCACAUGGCGCCAGGGUACACGCCGCUCGCGAAGCAUCCGACGGUGCAACCGCCGACGAAUGUUCGCGAGCAAUACUUCGCCGGGGGAUCGGGCAGAGAAGGCUCCUCAGCCAUUGCGGUGCACAACGGCAAAUCCAACGGCCUCGGUGCGAGUGGAUUCUACAGCUCUAGCGAUGACAGCGAUGAUAGCGACAGUGAUUCGAGUAGUUACACGGGGAGCGACGAUUCAGACGAUAGCUCGGAUGACUCUGGUGAUUCCUCAGACGACGACGAAGACGAAGACGAAGACGACGAAUCGGACGAUUCCUCGUCGUCGAACGACUCGGAUUAG
Messenger RNA from Ostreococcus lucimarinus CCE9901, 2031 nucleotides. RefSeq lists its product with no specific name. Gene Ontology annotation, biological process: intracellular protein transport; vesicle-mediated transport. Gene Ontology annotation, cellular component: membrane coat. The transcript has 2 exons. Gene Ontology annotation, molecular function: clathrin binding. Lineage: Eukaryota; Viridiplantae; Chlorophyta; Mamiellophyceae; Mamiellales; Bathycoccaceae. The annotation marks the transcript as partial. The record is from RefSeq and is a predicted model, not a curated record.